GACGUUAGCAUUAACGCUCGUUGACGUUAGCCCCAGUGAGCAGGUUUGCAUACCGACCCAGCUAAAAAUAAGCGACAUGAAAAGUAUUUUAAAUUAAUUAACAACUAAUAACAAAGCUGUAUCCCUUGUAAAACUCGAGGGAUUAGCUCGUAACAACUUCAAGUUGAAGAUGGAGUCCCAGGAGUCUGCAAAGAAUGAUGAAAGCAGUGGAUUCUCCAAACGGCGCAUUUCCUCGAUUUUAAAAGCCCCACGGAAAUCAGCCAGAUUCCCUGACCCAGAGCAACAGGAAAAUGUGGUGGAAUGUGCCAGACCUGUGGAAAAAAGGAAUUCAAGAAGAGUCAGUUUUGCCCCUGCCAACGAUGUUCUUCUGUUUUCAAAGGAUGUGAAAAAUGCCUCUCCUGCCCGAAGUCCUUUACAAGAGAUAAUGACAGCAACAGCGGCAGCAACCACACAGAAUAGGGUCCAGGUGGUGGAAGAUGGGACUCAACAGAUCAUGGGAAUGGCAACCCUUUUAAAUGCCCCUCUACAUGCUUCUCAACAACAGGAUAAGGUCAGCUUUGAUACUGAGGAAAACCUUGUGGAGAAAACAGUGAUGUUUUCUACAGAUGAAGCAUUCAUGGACAUGACCCACAGUCACACUAUAAACAUUGCUAGUGAUGCAACUAUUGCAGACAUUUCCCUCCAAAACUAUGACGCUUUACCAACUGGUGGAGAAAAAACAGUGAUGUUCACUGCAGGUGAUGCAUCCAUGGAUAUGACCCUUAGUCGGACUUUCAACAUGACAAAUGUGUCCGUAUCACUACCCACUGGCAGAAACAUGGACUUAUCCUCAUCAGUGCCUAGUUUGGAUCCAGGAUUUGAAAACUUCCUUGCAAGUCUAUCUAAACCGAGUGCCACCGUUGAGACAAACAACUCCCUUGCCAAUAUUAAAACACAAAAGGCUGUUGUGGACAAAGAGAAUCAGGUUCCACCUUCAGUUUCAGCUAUGAGGAAGAAGUCACAAAAUGCUUCCAUGAGGACUGGGGAAUCAUCUGAUGGCAGUGUACUCUGUCCAGAAGUUAAUGUUAGCAUGGAUAUGACCGAAGCUCAAACUGACCGCAUUCUGGGAGUCACAGAUGAUGACGAUCCUUUUCAGUGUCUUUUCCCCACAGAAGACAUGUAUGCCCACUCUAAAAAAAGAGUAUCACAAACGACGGAGAUGAUGAAGACCAAACAGCUACAGAGCAGUAAAACCCUGGGAUAUUCUGACCCCAAAGAUAUGACAUCCUUGAAGAAUCCUUCUCUACAUGUUUCUCAUCCAAGACACAAGGUCAACUUUGAUGCAAAAAAUGAAUGCAGAGAGAAAACAAUGAUGUUCACUGCGGAUGAUGAGUUUAUGGACAUGACUCAGAGUCACACUGUUAACAUUGCCCAUGGUCCAUUAGCUCUUCAGCAAAUGUCAGCAGGUGGUUUGGAUACCGGAUUUAAUAACUUCCUUGCAAGUCUCUCUAAACCAAGUGGCCCCACUGUUAAUCCUGUGAUUGAAAGAAUGGUACCAUCUACUACAGCAUCCUCUAAAGACACUAACACAAACAGCUCCCUGUCCAUGCCUAAAACGCAGAGGGCUGAUGUAGGUAAAGAUAAUCGGUUACUAAAUACAAGCCGCAGCUCUGGAGAAACAUCUGUUGGAGGUGCAGUCUGUUCUGAAAAUGACAUGAGCAUGGAUCUGACUGAAGCUCAAACAGGCCACAUUAUAGGAAUCACUGGUUCAGAUGAUCCUUUUCAGUUUCUUUUACCCACACAAGACAUGUACCCCCACAGUGAAAGUCUGAAGAAAGCAAACAUGACUUCAGCACAGAAGAGCAGUGAAGCACUUGGAUCAUCUAACCGUACAGGUAUGGAAACCUCAUUGAAGCCAUCUUUAAAACCAAAGGUGCAAAGACAUCAGGACAAGUUGGACACUGAAGAUGACUACAGAGAGAAAACAGUGAGGUUUUCUGCAGAUGAUGCCUGUAUGGAUGUGACACAAAGUCACACAGUCAACAUCACUGAUUUCAAACUGCAGUCACUCCAAAAUCUGGGCUUUUCACCUUGCAGAGAGAAAACUGUGAGAUUCAAUUCAAAUGAUGCAGCUAUGGAUAUGACUGAGUGCCUCACUGUAAAUAUAGACAGUAACUUAGUGUCAGAUUCAGUUUGCCCUGUGGAGACACAAGAAAGUGAGAAAUAUGGUCCACCUAAAGCUGCAUCAUCCUCUAACAUUAGAGACUCAUCAGAUGGGGCUCCAAUCUGUCCUGAAGGUGAUGUAAGCAUGGAUAUUACUGAGGCUCAAACAGGCAAAAUUUUAGGAAUCGCAGAUACAGAUGAUCCUCUUCAGUAUCUUUUUCCCUCACAAGACAUGUACUCCCAAAGUGGUAACUUGAGGAAAACAGAGAUGACUUCACAACUGCAGAGCAGUGAAGUACCCGGAUCAUCUAAUUUUAAAGGUAUGGAGAACUCUUUGAAGACUUCUUUAAAGACAAAGAUGCAAAGACAUCAGGUCAACUUUGAUGCUAAAGACGACUGCAGAGAGAAAACAGUGAGGUUCUCUGCAGAUGGUGCAGCUAUGGAUGUGACACAAAGUCACACGGUCAACAUUGCCGCUCAUUUCGAACCACAGCCCGACCCAAACUUGAACUUCUUACCUACAUGUGGAGAGAAGACAGUGAGGUUCACUGCAGAUAAUGCCUGUAUGGAUGUGACACGAAGUCACACUGUAAACAUUGCCUCGGAGAUUGAAGUGCCAUCACACCAAAAUGUUGAUCGUCUGCCUAUUUGUGGAGAUAAAACUGUGAGGUUCACUGCAAAUGAUGCAGCUAUGGAUGUGACGCGAAGUCACACUGUAAACAUUACAAGUCAUCUGGGACUCCAGUCACACCAAAAUAUGGACUUUUUACCUACUUCUGGAGAGAAAACAGUGAGGUUCACUUCAAGUGAUGCAGCUAUGGAUGUGACGCGAAGUCACACUGUAAACAUUUCCUCUGUCUCUGGACUGCCAUCACACCAAAAUGUCGACCCUGUACCUACAUGUGGAGAGAAAACCGUGAGGUUCACUGCGAGUGAUGCAGCUAUGGAUGUCACAAAAAGUCACACUGUAAACAUUGCAAGUAAUGCAGGACCAAAGUCACACCAAAAUUUGGACUUUUUACCUACUUGUGGUGAGAAAAUGGCGACGUUCAGUGCAAAUGAUGCAGCUAUGGAUGUGAGACGAGGUUGCACUGUUAACAUAGAAAGUCAUUUGGGACCACAGUCACAGCAAAAUGUCGACUUUUUACCUACUUGUGAGAAAACAGCAAGGUUCAAUUCAAAUGAUGGAGCUAUGGAUAUGACCCAAUGCCUCACUGUAAAUAUUGCCAGCAAUUCAGUUUCAGAUUCAGUUCUUCCAUGCCAAGAAUCAAACAUCAUAUCCACCAACGGAAACGCAGAUUUGCCUUUAACUGUGAGGAAGAGAGAAAGAAGCAGAUCCUCGUCAGUACACAGCCUGGAUCCAGGACUUCAAAACUCCCUGUCUAAGAUGAGUGGCCCAUGGACUAAUCCUGUGAUCACCAAAGCAGUUACUCUGGCUGCGCCAUCCCCUGUAGAAGGUGCCAGUACAAAUGGCUACCUUCAAGUGCAGAAGCCUUUUUUGGAUGCAGAAAAUGUAGCUCCAGGUUUUGUUCCAGCUCCCAUGGAGAAGCCACAAUAUAAACCCAUGACAGACUGUUCAGAAAACAAUGUAAGCAUGGAUAUGACUGAAGCUCAAACAGGCCACAUUUUGGGACAAACCUGCACAGGUAAACUCCCUCAAUGUCUUUCUUCAACAGAAGAAUCCUGCCCCAAUUCUGAUCAUUUGAAGGAAACCGAGGCAACGUCACAGCAGAGCAAUGAAGCACUGGGUUCAUCUAUCCCUAAUGGUGUGGUAAUUGCAAACUGUCCAGAUUCCACUGACUUGAGUGAAAUUGCGACCUGGAAAGAACCCGGACCAAGAAAUAACACUUCUUUAUCACAGAAGAUUGAAAGUUCUCCCAGUGCUAUUGACCAAGAUGCUGAUAUGUUACAUUCACGGAAGUCUAGACGAAUGAGUUUAGCUGAUGUCCUGUCAAAAGUAAGGCGUUUGAGCCACAUGAUAAAUACAGCUCCUGAUACUAUGGCCAUGGAAAGCGGCACAGCACCUUUGGCUCAGUUGGACCACGACUUGGACAAAAACUCAAAAGACGAAACGGCACCGCAACCCCUGCCUGUACAGGAGCCUGAACCUGAAAUGGGUUUGGUAAAUAGUCAAGAUAAUACACAAGCUCAGUGUCUUACACAAGAAGAAGCCUCAACUACUACUACUCCUUUCAACUUGAAGACUAAACAACUUAUGUCAAGACUCUCAAUGGGAGGCUUUAAGCCGAAACUCCCACAAAGAAGCAAACCUGAUGAUCCAAAGAAGGUGAAUUCUGUGGGAGACCGUACAAAGACAAUAACUGUCAAUGUUACUAAUCAAAUGAGUGAUUCUAACAACGAUGUGAGUGAUAUUUACGAUGAAGAGCUUGGAAGUUAUGAAGAUAUGUCUGAAACGCUGGACCCAAGGAGUCCCCAGAAAGUCAGUGAAAAAGUGAGUCAUUCCCAGGAAUUCAACAUCGAUGAGCUUUUAGAGGAAGAUGUUUUUGAAAAGGACCUUAUUUUUGCUGUCAAUGGAAAGAAGAGGCCUUUGCCAAAAGAUGACAAUAAUAUGGAGGAUGAGAAGAGAAUGAAAGCAUCCACUGACGUUGAAAUGGAAUUACAGUCUCAUUUUGUGGAGGGUGAUGGGAACAUUAGCACAGCUCCGAAUAUGACUACACACACUACUGAUGGCUCCAGCAGCAGUCACACAACCAGCAUCAGAUGUGAAGCUGCAUUUGAGUCCACUUUGAAACAAAGCCUGUUUGAAUCCCAGCUUGAAGACUAUGCAAGUGAUGAGCAAAAGAAACUGGAUGAUGGCACCAUUACUGUGUUAGAGUUCUUUAAACUCUUUAACAUAGACUUCGUCAUCCAUAAUCCUCGGCAAAGUAUCCUUCCUGGCAGAAUUUUGUCAGACACAGAUCGCUCACCAAUGGAUUUACUGAAAGACAGGCAUAUUAGCCGUCCUAAACAGAUGGUGUACGAGACAAAUGUCCUGAACCUCACAGAAAAGGUGGAGGGGUUUAAGGUGCGAAUGCGGGACCUAGACAAACCCCUGAAGAUUGUUAACAGACCUUUGUGGGAAGAGAUGAGAGAUUCUUCAGAGAAAGGGCUCAAAUCCUUCGGUGUAAAACUAAAAGAGAGAAAUAACUUCUUCAGAAAGACGAGCAAAGCUCAGUCACAUGAAAUGAAGGAGGACCUGUACUCGAAUCUUGUGCAGGCUAAUCUGGAGGAGCAACAGAAGUUGAGAGGAACAAUUGAGAAAGCAGAUGAAAUGAUAAAAAGUCUGGAUGACUGUAUUUGUGAAUUAGAAACAGAACUUGCUGCAGUUGAAGAAAAAGGCUUUGAAGAUAAACCAAGUCUGAAAUCACGUCAGGAAGAAAUUAAGAAAGUCACUGAAGUUUUGGCCGAUAAUGAAAGACAAAUGUCUGAACUGGAGUUGCAGAAGCAGCAGGAUUUAAAUAAAAUCAAGAGGCUGGAAGCUGAAACGAGGAACUUCAGGAGCCAUGUCACCGUGCUGCAUAUGGUGAAUGAAUGGAGGUCUGGAGAGAAGAAGGACAACUGCAUAGUCUACACUUUUCUCCAUGACACCAUGCAUCUGCAGUUGGCGUAUGAAAAAUACAAAGGAACAGGUGCUGAUAAUCAGUCAGAGAGGAAGAUAUCUCACAUCACCUUCAAACUCCAACUUGAUGAUGAGAAGUCGCAGCCCCAUGCCCGCCUCGUUCACAAACUACUCUCUCAGUACAUUGAGAGUGAAACCUCAUGGGUGGAGAAGUAUCCAACAAGUAAACAUGUGCCAAAGCUGCUCCAUGACGUUGGCCUGGUGGUGAGUCGCUGUCGUCUGCUGGGAGAGGAGCUGCGUCUGCUGAAAAUGUGGGGAGGUUUAAGGCUCGACAUCCUGAACAUCAGCUGUGUCGACACUCAAGUGCACAUUGUCUUCAGUAGUCUCAAGAAAUUUUCCAAGUUUGAGGUGGUCCUCUCUGUCAGUUUGAUCAACCACCUCUGCGUCCUUCAAGUAGAGAGCUUUAAGAACAUGAUCGGAAGCUCUGAGAUCAAACAGAUUGAAGAGAUCGUGGCAUCGUUCAGUCCAACAAAGAACCUCUUGACGAAGAUUGUCAAAAAGAUUCAUGAUAAUCUACUCUGUUGAAACCAGGAAUAUGUUUGAAAUAUGUUUUUUCUCAUAAUGCAACUGUACCCGUUAACAAUUCUCAUUUUGCAAAAACAGUCAUGGCAUUUUGUUAAAAAAUACUUUGUUGUUAGAACAUGGCAACAUAACACAUGAAAAGGGACAAGAUAAAUAGUCAUAUUGCUGGAAUACAGCAAAUCACAUCAGUUUCAACUAUAGUUAUGGCAUUACAUUGUUGCCUUACGUAUAUUAUAUAAUUGAUCAAUUUGGCUUGAUUUAUAUUUGCUCAGUGAUUAUGAUUACCAUUUAAAAUAUUAAACAGUCGUCUUUCAUUAGUUGGAGUGCAGAUAGUGCAGCUUGUCCUGUGCAGUUUCCAGAGUCACCUCCGGAUGGUGAACAUAGACUUACAGUACCUGGUUUUGUCUGCAGGUGCAUGCAUGCAUGCAUAUGUAUAUAUCAGAUAAACGCUGUAUUGUAUCUUUGGCAGAGCUGAACAUAUGUAAAUAUAUUUCCCUUUAUCUUCUUCGUUGUGAAUCAGUUUCUACAGUCUCUUUCAAAAUUUGAAGAAAAGCUUUGUGCUUCUUUGUCUUUAGAAAACAAUAAAUGUAAAAUAAAUUUUUUGUACUCGGGAUUCCAUUAAAAAAAUAUGUUUACUAUUUUUUCUGUUCCUUGUUGUCUCCUGUUUUUUAGGAGGAGGGGUGUUUAUUUUGUUUUUGUAUUACUUUUGGUGAUUAAUUAAUACGAUUAAUAAACAUGUGUAACUAUAUUAAUAAUGUAUCAUUUAUAAUAAAGAUCAAUCUGCUGACUGAAAUCUAAACACAGAUGUGGUAUCAGUGUUGAUCAGUGGAUGAAAUCCAUCAAUAAGCUUUAAGAUGUGACUGAUGCGACUUCCAAUGACCUAUCGACUUUAUAGGCAUUCACAAUGUUUGGAAAUCGUUCCCAGUGCAUAGAAAUGAUUGUAGCAUCUGAAAAUGUAGGUUUACAUUCUCAGCACUGAUUUCUGUGAGCUGACAUCCUGUUUUCAUUUUUUCAUUUCUGCAUGUUAUGACUUUUCAAUAUAUCUUUCACUAUGACGACCACGUUAUUGAUUCAUGCUGUAUUUUUUGCACUCCAGUGUAUUCUCAGUAAAGGGAGGUUCUCUUCAUUACCACAAAUCCUACAUCUGACACAGUCAGGGGCCAAGCAGUGAGGGUUCCUGUUUCUCUUGUGCUGCAACAAAUGCACAGAUGGUGUGUGGUUUAUGUGUAUAAUUAAU
Messenger RNA from Seriola aureovittata, 7520 nucleotides. It is a transcript of the gene knl1, whose product is annotated as kinetochore scaffold 1. NCBI's taxonomy places the organism in Eukaryota, Metazoa, Chordata, Actinopteri, Carangiformes, Carangidae. Gene Ontology annotation, cellular component: nucleus. The coding region runs from base 170 to 6286 and encodes 2038 amino acids. The record is from RefSeq and is a predicted model, not a curated record. Gene Ontology annotation, biological process: protein localization to kinetochore; attachment of spindle microtubules to kinetochore; cell division. The transcript is spliced from 32 exons.